Messenger RNA from Phyllostomus hastatus (greater spear-nosed bat), 1442 nucleotides. It is a transcript of the gene FHL2, whose product is annotated as four and a half LIM domains 2. The coding region runs from base 160 to 999 and encodes 279 amino acids. NCBI's taxonomy places the organism in Eukaryota, Metazoa, Chordata, Mammalia, Chiroptera, Phyllostomidae. Gene Ontology annotation, molecular function: transcription factor binding; transcription coregulator activity. The record is from RefSeq and is a predicted model, not a curated record. The transcript has 6 exons. Gene Ontology annotation, biological process: negative regulation of calcineurin-NFAT signaling cascade; negative regulation of transcription by RNA polymerase II. Gene Ontology annotation, cellular component: nucleus; Z disc.
AAAUGACACGCGGGGUUCGCCAGGGCUGGAGGCUGCGCUCCACUCAGCAGGCUGCGGAGCGGCAUCCUGGAGCAGCUGCCUUCGCCACCCCGGACCUCUGUCCCACCGCGUCCUCCAGCGCCUGCCCGCUGCGUGGCUGUUGAAAAAUCAGGUGUCAAAAUGACUGAACGCUUUGACUGCCACCAUUGCGAAGAAUCUCUCUUUGGGAAGAAGUACAUCCUGAGAGAGGAAAGCCCCUACUGCCUGGCCUGCUUCGAGGCCCUUUAUGCCAGCACAUGUGAGGAGUGCAGGAAGCCCAUUGGCUGCGACUGCAAGGACUUGUCCUAUAAGGACCGACACUGGCAUGAGGCCUGUUUCCACUGCUCACGGUGCAAGAGCUCGCUGGUGGACAAGCCCUUCGCUGCCAAGGAGGACCAGCUACUCUGCACAGACUGCUACUCCCACGAGUACUCUUCCAAGUGCCAGGAGUGCAAGAAGACCAUCAUGCCAGGGACCCGCAAGAUGGAGUACAAGAGCAGCAGCUGGCAUGAGACCUGCUUCAUCUGCCAUCGCUGUCAGCAGCCAAUUGGAACCAAGAGCUUUAUCCCCAAGGAUGAGCAGAAUUUCUGUGUGCCCUGCUAUGAGAAACAGUAUGCCUUGCAAUGUGUUCAGUGCAAAAAGCCCAUCACCACUGGAGGGGUCACCUACCGGGAGCAGCCCUGGCACAAGGAGUGCUUUGUGUGCACAGCCUGCAGGAAGCCACUGUCUGGGCAGCGUUUCACAUCCCGGGAUGAGUUUGCCUACUGCCUGAACUGCUUCUGCGACCUUUAUGCCAAGAAGUGUGCUGGGUGCACCAACCCCAUCAGCGGACUUGGCGGCACAAAGUACAUCUCCUUUGAGGAACGGCAGUGGCAUAAUGACUGCUUUAACUGCAAGAAGUGUUCCCUCUCACUGGUGGGCCGAGGCUUCCUCACGGAAAGGGAUGACAUCCUGUGCCCCGACUGCGGGAAAGACAUCUGAGGUCAACACAAAUUACUGCUUGCAACACACACAGAUUUAUAUAUUUUCUUUCUCAACCAGGCAACAUUGUGUUCUGGUUCCCACCAGCCACACCAAGACUUUCCUCUUGUGCUUCUCAAUGAUACUCACGUUUGUUAAAAUCCUUUAUAUUAGUAGUUCAUUCCUGGGGAAGGAGAAAACCCUUAUGGAAACAUUAGGUGGAAAAAUGGUUUUGAAUUUUUAUAAUCAAGCAAAAUCCAAGUACAAAAUCCUCUUGAAUAUCUUUAUAUAAAUGUAUCUUUUUUCACUGUGCAUUUAAUUUUUAAGUGCAUUAACAUGUCACAAACUUGAAAGUUUUCCAAACUACAUAAGGUAAUGAAAAACUGAUAUUUAUGACCAUGUAACAUCCUGUUGUGUAAUGCCUGCAGCAAGAUUAUAUGGCUAAUAAUAAAGUUAUCCAGGCA